Messenger RNA from Periconia digitata, 3760 nucleotides. The record is from the annotation of a GenBank genome assembly. Lineage: Eukaryota; Fungi; Ascomycota; Dothideomycetes; Pleosporales; Periconiaceae.
AUGUCUCAACGUCAACCUUUAGCUGUUGUUGGCUACGCUUACAGAGCACCUGGCGUUGGUCGUACGGGUCUGUUUGACUUUCUGGAACAAGGAAAAUCAGCUUGGUCUAAAGUUCCGGCUGAUCGCUUCAAUCAGGAGGCAUUCUAUCAUCCAGAAUCUCGGAAACCUGGUUUUAUCUCCUCCAAGGGAGCACAUUUCCUGCCAGAUGAUAUAUACGCAUUCGACCCCACAUUCUUCAACAUCAAGGCUGACGAGGCUCGUGCUCUGGAUCCGCAGAUUCGUCUUCUUCUAGAGUGUGCAUUCGAGGCUGCGGAGAACGCUGGCAUUACACUUCAAGAGCUUAUGGGAGCCGACAUUGGGGUGUUCGCAGCAAGUGAUAAAUCUGAAUACUACAACACGGAAGCGCAUGAUUUGUAUACAUCCUCCCUCUUCACAGCCACGGGUGAAAACCCUUGCAUGUGGGCUAAUCGAGUCUCAUACUUCUUCGGCCUGACCGGUCCAUCUGUUUCUGUCGACGCCGCAUGCGCUUCUAGCUCGUAUGCUAUUCAUCUGGCUUGUCAAAGCGUCCUGUCUGGAGAAUGUUCUGCCGCCUUUGUGGGGGGGGCAAAAGCGCUGAAUGGUCCAAACAGUUGGAUCGAGUUGGAUACUAUGGGUACCUUGUCACCAGAGGGCAAGUGCUUUUCGUACGACGUUAAAGCCACUGGCUUUGGAAGAGGCGAGGGUGCCGGGUGCAUUAUCAUCAAGCCCCUCGCCGAUGCACUUGCCUGCGGCGACACUGUGCGCGCUGUCAUUCGGAAUUCUGCAGGGAACCAUUCUGGGCGCACACAAGGGAUCUCAAUGCCUAGCCGCUCAGCACAAGAAGCUCUCUUAUCUAAACUACACGUCGAUGUCGGAUGCGAUUUUAGUGAAACGACCUAUGCAGAGGGCCACGGAACGGGAACCCCAGUUGGCGAUCCCAUAGAAGCCAGUGCUAUCGCAACCGUAGUGGCUAGUCGCCGUUCAAGAUCGAAUCCUCUAUACCUCGGUGCAGUGAAGUCCAAUCUUGGACAUAUUGAGAACGCUAGCGGGCUACUAUCAUUCAUAAAAUGCGUCAUGAUGCUCGAAAACGACAUUCUCUUCCCCAACGCAAACUUCACUGCGUUAAAUGCGUCAAUCGAAGGUGGCGAGCGACUGAAGGUCCUCACCAAAUCGAUGCCCUGGCCUCCAAACGCCGUUAAAAGAGUCUGCAUGACAAACUUCGGUUUCGGCGGAAGCAAUGCAGCUUUGCUACUCGAAGCGGCCCCGAAAGCGCCCACAAUCACCCUUACCCAUGGAAGGAACAACCUUAAUGUCGACUACUCUGAUAUGAAUCCCCGCGCAACUCCCGGUAGUGGUGAAUUGGAGCAGUUAUUUGUACUCUCUGCGAGAUCGCCCAUCAGCCUCGACGCUUACAUCUCCUCAUUUCAGGAAUACUUAAAGACGGCACCAGCUACUACCUCUUUCACCAAGAAUCUUGCCUUUACCUUGGGAACGCGAAGGACACACUUUCCCUAUCGCUUUGCCGUGACAGCGCAUUCGGCAAACUCGCUACAGCAGAAGAUUGCAUCAACGCCGGCAAACUUAAGAUCAGGAGUGACCGCGAUCCCAACUGUGGCAUUUACAUUCACUGGCCAAGGAGCUCAGCAUCAUCAGAUGGCGACGGAUCUUCAACAUUAUAGUGAAUUCCAGCAAAGUUUGGCGGCAGCGGACAAGAUCCUUUCACGUCUCGGAGCCACAUGGCGUUUGACCGAAGAGCUGGCCAAAGGAGAGCAUGAGUCUCGCGUCAACGAUGCGGAAAUUAGCCAGCCUGCUUGUACUGCAGUGCAGCUUGCGCUCGUGAAUCUUCUAGGCUCAUGGGGAAUUGUCCCAAAGGCUGUUGUCGGACAUUCAAGUGGAGAGAUAGCCGCCGCUUACAGCGCAAGCAUCAUAUCUUUCGAAGCCGCAAUAGCGAUCAGCUAUUUCAGGGGAAUUGCCGCCAGUAAAGUCAUUGCGGAUAGCACGGUUCACGGAGCGAUGCUGGCCUUAGGCACUUCCGCCGAGGAUGCUGAAACAAUGUUCCCACAACAUGAUGAAGGGUAUGCAGUCAUCGCUGCGAUCAACAGUCACGACAGCGUAACUGUUUCUGGUGACGCGUCUGUUAUUGCAGACAUCCAAGAACAAGCGGAAGAGAAAAAUCUCUUUGCACGCAAGUUGAAAGUAGGUGUCGCAUAUCACUCAAAACAUAUGCAACGGGUAGCUGGUUCGUAUCUGGCUUCAAUUAAGACUUUAAAUGCGGCCAGUUCCACCACGCCUAGGAGAAACGCGACAACGAAUCCUCGUUUUUUCUCGACUGUCACUGGUCGUAUGGAAACUGUAGAGACAAUUGAUUCCCAGUAUUGGAUAGAAAAUCUCCUCAUGCCUGUUCAAUAUGUGAAAGGUGUGGAGGCUCUGUUCGCGCACUCUGGGGACAACAUCAUCACUCCAAAUAUUCUUGUCGAAAUUGGUCCCCACUCAGCUCUGCAAAGUCCGACCAAACGUAUUCUAGAGAAGCUUGCAGUUUCGAAAGAUAACAGCGCACCUCUGGCUUCCGCGAUAUAUCUUCCCUCACUUAUGCGCGGCAAAAAUGAUUCCGCGGCUCUACUUGACCUAGCAGGCAAGCUCUUCUCACUAGGGUCGAAAAUUAACUUCGAUACGAUCAACCAGACGCAAAAACCUAGUGUGAGGGUACUGCGUGAUCUGCCCUCAUACGAAUGGAACAAGUCUGUGAGAUAUAUUCACCAACCUCGACUUGGAGCCGAGAGGCUUUACGGUGGACAGAAAUACAACACACUGCUUGGUUGGAAAAGCCCGUAUAGUGAAGGAGACGAGCAAGUAUUCCGGAAUGUCUUCACUUUGGACGAUCUCCCUUGGAUCAGAGAUCAUGUUGUCAUGAAAGAAAUUCUUUUCCCUUACACUGGAUUUGUCUCAUUGGCAAUUGAAGGCUUCCGUUCAAUUUCUGUUAGCACUUUGCAAACAAUUUCGAUACUAGAGCUUCACGUCACUACUAGCCUCAAGAUUGAGGAAGACCAGCUUGUAGAUGUUACUACCAAGUUCCGGCCAGCAAAGAUGGGAACCAAGGCUAAUUCUUCCACCAUCUGGAACUUUGAAACGCUAUCUUGGACCGAAGCACAUGGGUGGACACAACACUCUUACGGAAUCAUUGAAGCAUCAAACUCCAAUUUUACAAGCGCAGCGGUCACAUCUGCCGUUGAAAUCCUCAAAGACAAAUCUCGGCUCGAUUUGCUCAACUCCGAACAUGAGUAUGAGCUCUUACAAGACAACAACAAUCUUGAUUAUGGACCAUCCUUUCGCAAUGCUGUCAGUUUCUGGAAGUCUCCAGGUGUUGUUAUCCACGAGGUUCUCGUACGCGAUAUUGAGAAAGAAAUUAACGAGAGAGGAUCACCAGUUACAGUCCACCCACCCACUCUUGACGCCAUGUUCCAUUCCAUGGGUGCAAUUCAAGGCACUAACAGGUCCCGGGCUGUUAUAGUUCCAACAUUCUGCCAGCAGUGGCGGAUAUCCAAUGGCAUUGUCACACAACCUGGUCAAAAACUGACUGUUGUCAGUAGACGCACAAGCCAUGAUCCGAAAUCGAACAACAUGGAUAUGGAUUUCAUCAUGUUCGAGAAUUCUACCGGAACUCCUACUCCUGUCGCAGAGAUUGGUCCUGUCAAGUUCCAAUGUCCUUCAUCCGGACCUAGUUGACCCAACAGCGCUGGCCCGC